This is a messenger RNA of Penicillium olsonii, 1053 nucleotides long. NCBI's taxonomy places the organism in Eukaryota, Fungi, Ascomycota, Eurotiomycetes, Eurotiales, Aspergillaceae. The record is from the annotation of a GenBank genome assembly.
AUGUCCUACAUUCUGUCAGAGGAAGACAUUGAUUUCGUCGUGAUCAACGGCGAUCUAGUCUCCGGGGAACGGACCCACAAAGCGGAUUCCAAGAAAUACAUUGCGGAUGUCGUCUCCCCACUCGUCGAGGGCGGCUACCGCUGGGCAUCGACCUACGGUAACCAUGACAGCGAGGUGAACCUCAACCCCAAAGAGGACAUGUACGAGGCCGAGAAGAAAUUCACCAAUAGUCUGACGCGGAGCGCCAUUUCCGGGGACGAAGCUGGAAUCACAAACUACUAUUUACCCGUGUUCUCCCACGGGGACAAGAACACCAGCACGCCAGCGCUCCUCCUGUGGUUCUUUGAUUCCAAGGGGGGCCACUAUUAUCAGCAAGAAGGGAAAGAGGGUCCCUCCGUUAAGAGGCCAAGUUGGAUCGAUGAAUCUGUUGUCGAAUGGUUCACAGAGACGAACAGCAAGUUGCUCAAAGAGUACGGCAAAGUCGUGCCGUCGCUCGCAUUCUACCAUAUCCCCGCCCAUGCAAUGCUGGUAGCGCAAGAGAGAGGUCGCCUAGACCCUCGCCGCACACCAGGCGCCAAUCGCGAGCGCGUCAACCCGCAAGGAACGGGCGAUUGGACAUAUGACAGCCAGGAUGUCAAGUUUAUGGAAGCCCUCCUCAACACCGAUGGAUUGAUCGCGGGCUUCAGUGGGCACGACCACCAAAACGAUUGGUGCUUCAAAUGGGAUGGCUCCCUGGUGGACCAUGAUCUAGCUGGAAAUGGGCUCAACAUGUGCUAUGGUCGCCAUACGGGCUAUGGAGGCUACGGCGACUUGACUCGUGGUGGACGGCAGAUUCUUCUCCAUGAGAGUAAUCUGGCCGAAGACACGCAGACUUGGAUUCGUUUGGAGGACGGACUAGUUCAAGCGAAUGUUACGCUGAACAAGACCUAUGGUCAGGAUCCAUAUAGUGUUGUUACAAAUGUUGGGCAGCUCAGUAUUCGCAGCGAUUCGUCCCUGCUUCCGUUCUCUUGGCUGUGGGUUCCGGUCAUGAUGCUGUGGCGGUGGAAUGCUUGA